AUGCGAAGAAAACCCAUAUUUUUGUUGCUAUUAUUUCUAUUAGUAUUAUCGAUCAAUGCGACGGAUCAGCCGCCGGACGAGUGUCCCAAAUUUUGUAAAUGUGCACCGGACCCUGUCCAGCCAACGGCCAAACUCCUCCUAUGUGACUAUUCGACGAACGGUACAGUAGUUCCGUUAGCCGAUGCUAAUUAUAAUAAUCAAAUUUCUAAUAUUCGAUCACUAUUUAUCACAUGCGAUCAGCGCCAAUUCCGAUUCCCGGAUGCCUAUUUCAAGUCGUUGACGGCGUUACACCAUCUGCGGAUAGUGGGCUGCCAUAUGACGCACUUCUCUGUGAAGCUCUUCGAAGAUCUAUCCUCCUUACGAACCCUGGAACUGGAUCAGAUGUCGCCGCCAAGCACCGGCGCAUUCGAAAUGACAGAAGACGCACUGAUGCCAUUAGCACGACUCGAGAAGUUCUCGUUGACACGAUCAUUUAAUGUGGAGCUCCCUCAACGGUUACUGUGCUCGUUGCCGCAUUUGCAGGUCCUCAACCUAUCUACAAAUGGGCUUCCAACCCUACGACGCGAGGAGACUUGUGUGGCCCAGCAAUUGCUCAUCGUCGACGUCUCCAGGAAUCAGUUGACGAGUAUUGAACAAUUCCUGCGCGGCGUUCCAGCGAUUCGACAAAUCUCGCUGGCUCACAACUCGAUUGCUCAGCUCGACGCCUCGACAGCCACCCCGUUCCUUCAGCAGUUGGACGCUGAAAACAACCGAAUCCAGGAGUCGAUCUCCCUUCCGGAUACUGUAGUCCACGUGAAUUUGGCUGGAAAUUUGCUGCGAAAGAUUCCAGACGCCGUGUCGACGUUGCCGAGUCUUGUAGCGUUGAAUGUGUCAAGAAAUGAGAUUGAAAGUGGCAAUUCGUCGGUGCUAGCCUCAUCUGAGCUGGAAAUGCUCGACGCAUCGUAUAACAAUUUGGACCAGCUUCCCACAGAGUGGCUUCAAAACUGCGACAAGCGGAUUGCUCAUCUUCAUCUGGAGCAUAAUCGGAUACAGGAGAUUCCAGGAGGUGUUCUGUCGAAUGCCACAAAUUUGCAGACGCUCGACAUCUCCUCGAACCGUCUCCGCGUCUUUGCCGACUCCAUACUCCCGGAAAACUCGAAAAUUGGAAAUUUGCGACUCUCGAACAAUUCACUAGAAGUACUGGAACCCAAAUCUCUGGAAGGACUGAAACUGGAGCAUUUGGAUUUGUCUCAUAACAAGCUUAGCGAAAUCCCAUCGGCCAUUGCAAAAGUUGAGCAAUUGAAGAAGCUGGACCUGAGCAAUAAUCAAAUUAGCAAACUAUAUCAAUAUGUGCUCAACAAGAUUAAGCAGCUGCAUACGGUGGAUUUGUCCAAUAAUCAGUUGCAAAGUAUUGGUCCAUACAUCUUCUCGGACAGCUCCGAACUGCACUCGCUGGACGUGUCCAACAAUGAGAUUUCGCUUCUGUUCAAAGACGCAUUCGCGAGAUGUCCGAAGCUUCGGAAGAUUACGAUGAGGAAUAAUCGGAUUAAAUCCCUCGACGAAGGACUGAGCGAAGCGAGCGGUCUCCGCCGUCUCGACGUCUCCAACAACCUCAUCGUCGUGCUCAAAUGGUCGGCGCUCCCCGAAAAUUUGGAAAUCCUUCUGGCCGACAACAACGACAUCAACCUCCUAACAGCGUCGACGUCAUCGAAGCUCUCACUGAAGACAGUGUCGCUGGCCACGAAUCGGAUUACUGUAAUGAACGCUGAGCAAAUUCCGAAUUCCCUGGAAUCCUUUGAUGUCUCCUUCAAUCGAAUCGCCCGUCUUGGAAAAGGAGCGUUUGGAGAGAAAUCGCAGUUGAGGAAAUUGAAUUUAAAGGGAAAUCAGUUGACAGUGGUGCCAACGGAAUCCAUCAGAAUUCUAGAAGGCGUGCAUCCGGUGAAGCUAGAAAUCAGUCAGAAUCCUCUAAUUUGUGACUGUCAGAUGACGUGGCUUUUGAGCUCUGGAAAGACGUCGAGAAUCCAAAUUCUGGACGAUGCUCAAUGCCAUCAUGCCAUUGACCAACAUCCGAUACCACUGAAGAGCCUUCAAAAGAAGGAUCUCCUGUGCCCUUAUCAAUCGAUUUGUGAGCCGGAAUGCAUCUGUUGCCAGUAUGGAAACUGCGAUUGCAAAUCUGUUUGCCCGGCGUCGUGUCGUUGCUUUAGAGAUGAGCAAUUCAAUAUUAAUAUUGUUAGAUGUGCAGGCAGCAACACUACAGUACCCAAAAGGGAAUUCGUGGUUUCCGAACUGCCGGUCUCUGCGACGGAAAUCAUUCUAUCCGGCGUCACGCUUCCUCAGCUCCGCACCCACAGCUUCAUCGGACGUCUCCGCCUCCAACGACUUCAUAUCAAUGGAACGGGACUUCGGAAUAUUCAGACGAAGGCGUUCCAUACGUUGCCGAGCUUGAAGACGUUGGACCUGUCGGAUAACGCGCUGCUCAGCUUGACGGGAGAUGAGUUUUUAAAGUGUCCCGAGUUGCAGCAGUUGUUCUUGAAUGGGAAUCGAUUUUCGAGCCUGACACGUGGAAUAUUCGAAAAGCUUCCGAACCUGAAGCACCUCACUCUGCACAACAACUCGUUUGAAGAUGUCCCUCGAGUGAUAUCGUCUCUCUCCAAAAUCUCGCUCUCCGGAAACCCGCUGAGAUGUGAUUGCUCGGCGAAAGAUGAGCAAUAUCGUCAUAGCGCUGGCUCCGCGCACCAACAACCGUUUUGGGAGCACAACGCGGCGGAAUGGUUUGCGCAGCAUCGCGAGCUGGUCGUCGAUUUUCAGGCAGUCGAGUGUUGGGAAAAUGUGACGAAGGCUUUUCUGACGAACGAUACGACGGUCCUGUCGGCGUAUCCGCCCAACGUGGGACCCGAUGUUUUUGUGAUGCGGAUGGAGGAAUUCCUCCGCGACUACAACACAACGAUCUGCGUCCCAUUCUCAUCUGGAUUCUUUGGACAAGACCCCCAGAAUAGCAUCAUUUUCGUGAUCGUCUCCGUUUCGAUCGCCGUUUUAUUGUGUAUUUUGGUGGUGUUGGCAGUUUCGUUCGUUCGAAAAUCACACGACGCCAUCAAUCAGAGGAGAUACAAGGCAUCGAGUCUGAAUUGCUCGACGUCCGCCGGAUCGUCACCUCUUCCGAUUCCAUUGCUCAGCUAUCAUGCGUUUGUGUCGUACUCGAAGAAGGAUGAAAAGAUGGUCGUUGAUCAACUAUGUCGUCCUUUGGAAGACGAAGACUAUCAACUAUGCUUGUUACAUCGGGACGGACCAACAUACAAUUCGAAUCUACACGCGAUUUCGGACGAGCUGAUUGCUCAGAUGGACUCAUCGCAAUGCUUGAUCUUGGUUCUAACCAAACACUUUUUGGAAAACGAAUGGAAAACACUGCAGAUUAAGACCUCCCAUCAACUAUUCGCCAAAAAUCGAUCGAAACGAGUAAUCGCCGUGCUGGGCGACGGUGUGGACGCGAAUCUUUUGGACGACGAGCUCGGUCAAAUUCUACGAAAACACACGAGAAUCGAAAUGCGAAGUCAUUUAUUCUGGACACUUCUACACUCAUCCCUACCGUCACGUCUUCCGUUACCGCCGAACGACGAUUCGUCACAACUGUAUUCGGAUAUUUAUGGAAUCGUGCCGUCGGAUGUUGUUUAG
Molecule: messenger RNA, 3648 nt
Organism: Caenorhabditis briggsae
Lineage: Eukaryota; Metazoa; Nematoda; Chromadorea; Rhabditida; Rhabditidae
Gene: Cbr-tol-1
Product: Protein CBR-TOL-1
Exons: 14
Coding region: 1-3648 (1215 amino acids)
Biological process (GO): signal transduction
Cellular component (GO): extracellular matrix
Molecular function (GO): protein binding
Source: RefSeq, a predicted model, not a curated record